Messenger RNA from Seminavis robusta, 1065 nucleotides. The record is from the annotation of a GenBank genome assembly. NCBI's taxonomy places the organism in Eukaryota, Bacillariophyta, Bacillariophyceae, Naviculales, Naviculaceae.
ACAGUCGUGAGAUCCAGCGAUGGCAGCACAACCGAGGAAGAGCUCAGACAUCAAUCAAUCGGCUCCAAUCGAUACGGUACCUGGUACCAGAGUAGAGCUAUCAUCCCAGUGUUUGGUUGACUACCAGUAUCCAAUCCAUAGACUUCAGAUAGUGAAAGGAUGAGCUCAGAAGCGUUGCUACCCUCGCCCGAGGAAGGAGCUGCUACCGCUAAUGGUGCCGCUAACGGUACCUUUACCAAUCCAUUUGGAGCGGCAACAGACGAAGAAGAAGAAGAGCCGGUAGUGGAAGAAGAGCUAGAAAUACCAGAAGACAUUGCGGCUGGAUUCGUGAUACCCUUAGGUGUGUUUCCGCCAAUGAAACGAUUAUACCCAGUGUUCCAGGGUGGGUACUCGACGGCAUCGCUUGGGAAUCCGUUGCCGGCUCGAUUGGCAGAGCACUGCGCAUCUUCGUCUAGUUCGAUGAGCGGCGAAGCCUUAGAAGAGCUCUGGAAGGACCUGAUGAACAUAAUUGGCGAACCAGUGACCAAGUACCACACAAGGCGACUUUACAUUGUGGCAUCCAUGGCUCUGCUGGUUAUCGUGGCCGUUCCUUUCUUGAUCCCACUUAUGAUACAUUCUUCCAGUACGAGAGGGGUAUCCAUUUUCAUUUUACUAUUGAUUGCGGGACUUUUCGGUGGAGUGCAGUUCUUGAAAUGUGCUACCCAAGAACCUCUUCAAAUGGCUAUCAAAGACAUUACCGAACUUCAUUCUCCUGGAUGGAAAGAAAAUGCACGUGUCACACUCAAACUAGUACAACCGCAGCAAGCAUGCUGCUCCAGUUGCCCCUCUUGCUGCUGUGGUGGCUGCUUUGGGUCGGGUUCCACAGCGGGAAAAGAAGAAAUGAUCCUUUUAUUCCAAAAGUAUGUUCCUGUUUCAGAACGACGAGCCCAAAUUGCUUUUGUAUGAUCUAUUUACAUUACUAGAAGUACAGUAUGUUGCAUGAAGGAAACUGCAUCCAAAGCAAAUUAGACGACAUCACUGAUUGCUAAUAUCCAUAUUACUAGCUAGAACUAUCUAUAAUGCAGG